GUUACCAGCAGCAGUGCCAGCGCUGCAGACUGUUUGGAAUAGUUUAAAUGCUUUGACACUCUGGAUGUACUAGAUGGCAGGGGAGGCAGUUUACAGCGUAAUUCAUAUGCAAAACUGCACUAUAAAUUUAAAACCUGUCUCAGUUGCCGUGGCACCACUAAGCAUUUCAUCAGCAUACAGUACAGUAUUUCUGCCAUCUUUGUUUGCAUUGCAGUGACUCAUCAAAAGUCUGUCUUGUACCAACACUGAGAGCAUUCCUCUGGCACUGAUAUUUCUCUGUUUUUAAAGCUUCGGUUUGAAACUGGCAUUUACUUCAGGUCCCUAAUCAAAGGGCUCUAUUCAUUGCAGAGAGCAGCCUGAAUGUUAAUCUGCAUCCGGCCUAUUCAUUUAGAUGCUGUGCACUGCCGUGGAGAUUUGACUUGGUAAAAGCUUGAGCUACAGCAGAUACAAACGGAGGGGCUGAUACUAUUUUUUUUUUCCCCCUGAGCCAUCGCCGUCGCCGCACAGAGCGCAGCCGACGGGGCGAUAAGGAGGGACCGGGGACCCUCCGGCGGGCGCUGGAUGUGCGGGCUGUAAGAUGUGCCCUACUUUGGAUAUCCCUGCAUUGAAUGUCUGAGGAGCUCCAGCUGAUCCUGAGCCAUGUCGCAGAUGUUGCACAUAGAGAUUCCCAACUUUGGGAACACCGUUCUGGGCUGCCUGAACGAGCAGCGGCUGCUGGGGCUGUACUGCGAUGUCUCCAUCGUGGUGAAAGGCCAAGCCUUCAAGGCUCACCGGGCGGUGCUGGCCGCCAGCAGCCUCUACUUCCGAGACUUGUUCAGUGGGAACAGCAAAAACGCCUUCGAGCUGCCGGGGACGGUGCCCCCCGCUUGCUUCCAGCAGAUCCUCUCCUUUUGCUACACCGGCAAGCUCACCAUGGCUGCGAGCGAGCAGCUGGUGGUGAUGUACACGGCGGGCUUCCUGCAGAUCCAGCACAUCGUGGAGAAAGGGACAGACUUGAUGUUCAAGGUGAGCUCUCCCCACUGUGACUCUCAGACCGCCAUGAUCGAAGACCCCAGCUCGGAGCCGCAGAGCCCCUGCAACCAGCUGCAGUCGGCCUCGGCGCCAUACGUCAUGUCCCCCUCCAUGCCCAUCCCGCUCCUCACCCGCGUCAAGCACGAGAACCUGGAGCUGCAGGCGGCCACCGUGCCCGGCUUGGCAGCCAAGCGGCCCCUCGAGCCGGCCGCCCGGGACGGCGCGGGAGGCGGUGGCCCCACCGCCGGCCCGCUGAAGCUGUCCCGCGUCUCCUACUACGGGGUGCCCAACCUGGCCACCCUCCUGCCCAACGUGCAGCAGGUGCAGUACUCGCAGGGGGAGCGGACCAGCCCCGGCGCCAGCAGCAUUCCCACCACCGACAGCCCCACAUCCUACCACAACGAGGAGGAUGAGGAAGACGACGAGGCGUACGACACCAUGGUGGAGGAGCAGUACGGGCAGAUGUACAUCAAGUCCUCGGGAGGCUACUCUGUUGCUCAAGAAAAGCCAGAGCAGAUCCCGCUGGAGAACCGCUCCUGUGUCCUCAUACGCCGGGAUUUAGUUGCUCUCCCAGCCAGUCUUAUCAGUCAGAUCGGAUACCGCUGCCACCCAAAACUCUACUCAGAGGGAGAUCCUGGAGAGAAACUCGAGCUCGUCGCAGGCUCAGGUGUUUACAUCACGCGGGGGCAGCUGAUGAAUUGCCACUUAUGUGCCGGUGUCAAACACAAGGUCCUCCUGAGACGUCUUCUGGCCACGUUCUUUGAUCGGAACACGCUUGCCAAUAGCUGCGGAACUGGAAUCCGGUCCUCCACCAGCGACCCUAGCAGGAAGCCCCUGGACAGCAGGGUCCUUAAUGCAGUGAAAUUGUAUUGUCAGAAUUUUGCCCCGAGCUUUAAGGAAAGCGAGAUGAAUGUUAUAGCGGCCGAUAUGUGCACCAACGCCCGCCGGGUCCGCAAGCGCUGGCUCCCGAAGAUUAAGUCCAUGCUGCCGGAGGGGAUGGAGAUGUACCGCACGGUCAUGGGCUCCACCACAAACAGUGUCCCCCUGGAUCCCGAAUUCCAGCCCAACUCUGCUCAGGUCUUUGAGCAGCGAAUCUAUGCAGAAAGGAGGAGCGAUUCAGGAACUAUAGUAGCUCUGAGAACUAACACGGUGAACGUAGAUCUAAGCAAUGGAUCCAGCCAGUCCUUUGAACAGAGCGAGGAUGCCGAAGGGGCUGGCUCUGUUAUACAAGAGGCAGCUGCCACAGAUGCGAUGGCAUCGGAUACCCAAAGCACUCCGCAACCUUUUGAACAAGGUUCUGGCUCCUCCAGCCGGCCCGAAACUCCGGUGAGAAGACAAGAUGGUACUUACGGAGGGACUUUAUAAAGAGAGCAAACGUUUUGUGACCUAUAAGGGAUCUGUAAUACUAAAGCUGCUUGCAUGCAUUACUAAUACAAAACAAAAAUGUGAUCAAGCCACUUACCUACUGAACUGCUACUGUUGCCUGAAAAAAAUGUGAUUUUUAUUCUGCUUGUAUUUAAAAUUUAUGAAGGAAAUAAUCGCAUUCGUUAUACUGUAAACGACUAGGUCUGUGGCGACCUACUUAAAAAAAGAAAAAACUA
Messenger RNA from Oxyura jamaicensis (ruddy duck), 2612 nucleotides. RefSeq names its product NACC family member 2 (gene NACC2). NCBI's taxonomy places the organism in Eukaryota, Metazoa, Chordata, Aves, Anseriformes, Anatidae. The transcript is spliced from 6 exons. Bases 640 to 2376 code for a protein of 578 amino acids. Gene Ontology annotation, molecular function: protein binding; RNA polymerase II cis-regulatory region sequence-specific DNA binding; DNA-binding transcription factor activity, RNA polymerase II-specific. The record is from RefSeq and is a predicted model, not a curated record. Gene Ontology annotation, biological process: regulation of transcription by RNA polymerase II.